Messenger RNA from Wasmannia auropunctata (little fire ant), 1944 nucleotides. RefSeq names its product TPPP family protein CG45057 (gene ringer). Bases 455 to 1087 code for a protein of 210 amino acids. The transcript has 4 exons. Gene Ontology annotation, cellular component: microtubule. The record is from RefSeq and is a predicted model, not a curated record. Gene Ontology annotation, molecular function: tubulin binding. Gene Ontology annotation, biological process: positive regulation of protein polymerization; microtubule bundle formation; microtubule polymerization. NCBI's taxonomy places the organism in Eukaryota, Metazoa, Arthropoda, Insecta, Hymenoptera, Formicidae.
CAUCCGCCGCCGCCGCUGCCGCUGCCGCGACGAUGAAACGUAGUUUCGAAGAUGCGGGAGGGUGACUGCUGCGUGCUUCCUGGGACGAGAAGAUCGAUAGAAUACAUGCGCGCCUGACCACGUCGCGACGCGCACGAGUUCUCUACGCAAUCCGCGUUGUGUCCGCUCUUGGAUUUGUGCGUUUUUCCGAGGUGCGGUCGUGGGACUCGAGGUGAAAACGCGAAACGUUUGUGACGCUUGGACGCGGAUCAAAUCGUACCGCGUACCAUCGAUGAAACGUCGCGAAACGCACAAGUUUCUACUUCGAGCUCAGUGCUACCGGAACAUCGUCAUCGUCCCGCCACGACAGAAUUAAUACCUACGCGCACACUGACCUAGAAACGCUGAGCUUGACGGAACGUCUACAUCGUUAUUCGUUAUUUCACCCUGAUAGUUAAACAGGUCCGUGAUUGCGAUGCAAGCGGAGAAGAGUGAUACUGAUACUGAGAAAAAUAAGGCUCUCAACGAUGUGACGACUUCAGUUGCGAAUGAAGUAACAAAUUUGAAGAUGGACGAUGGUUCAACGAGUUCGACACCGAGUAGUCCUGGUAGCACUGAACCAGGUAGCUUUUUAGCGAGCUUUAAAGCAUUUUCCAAAUUCGGUGAUCCAAAGAGCGAUGGCAAACUGAUCACGUUAAGUCAAAGUGAUAAAUGGAUGAAGCAAGCGAAAGUGAUUGAUGGAAAGAAAAUUACUACCACCGACACGGGAAUUUACUUCAAGAAGCACAAAUCCACAAAGCUUGGUAGUGAACAGUACAAAAUGUUUCUUGAAGAAUUAGCCAAAAGUAAAAAAGUGGAAUUAGCGGAAAUAAAGAAGAAGAUGGCUAAUUGCGGACCACCUGGAGUUACUGCAGGGACCGCUAGCGGAGCUGGAAAAGCAGCAUCGACAGUUGACAGGCUUACUGACGUCAGCAAAUACACCGGUUCUCACAAGCAACGUUUCGACGAGGCAGGAAAAGGUAAAGGCAUAGCGGGUCGCAAGGAUGUAACAGACGCGUCCGGAUACGUCCAAGGCUACCAAAAUAAAGAUACGUAUAAAAACCAGUAGUACUCAUAUCUGAAUGCUACGAUAAUAAAUAUUAUUAAGGUCAUACUGUUAAAAUCAUGUCUAAACGCAGUAUUCAAAUCGUCGCUGCUCGUUGUUAGCGAUCUGAGUUUCUUUCUGACCGUAUCGUCAGCGAUUUGACAGAUAUCUUGAAUAUCAAUUUUACAAAAUUUAUCAUCUUUGAGAUGUAUUAAGAUAGCAAUAUCAUAAUUAAGAACUUUUGGUAAAAUAUUAGAUACACGAUAUUUUUUUCAUGGCAAUCCUUAUAUAUACGAAACUUUUACUCUUGAUGUUUACAUUGUAUUUUUUGCAUAUAGUUUUUUUGAUAAAAGGCCUGGAAAAAAAACACUUUUCUUAAAAAUUUUAUUUUUCAAUUUAUUCUAUUUAUAUUUUAUAACAUGAUGUUUUAAAUAACUCCGCUUGUUCGCUUUCUUCGAUUUAAUUAUUAUUCAUAAUAUGGAUGGUACAAAUAUUAUUACUUUAUAGGUUUUUAUAUCUUUAUUUACUUUAUUAAUAAGAUCUUUUUAGGAAUAGCAUUUAUGUAUAAGUAAUAACUAAGUACAUUAUAAUCUAUACUUUAAGUCCACGUAAAUACUAUAUAUGGUACUGUGUUACAUAAUCUGUUCAAUCUGUUGUAUAAAUUUAUUAAAAAGGAAUUUUCUUAAGUUUAUAUUAUUAAUUAAACGAAAGAAAUGGAUAUUAUAAAUUUCAUUACAAAAGCAUUACAAGUGGCAACAUGAAAAAAGAAUUAUAUCUUGUAUAAAUUCUGCACAAAAACUUGAACUCGUUAAUUUUUGAGGUAUAAUAACGCACAUAAUUUUUGUAUAUCUAUAUAUAAAACAUAAAUCUCUGUAACUAAA